AUGUCACUCAUUGCCCUUUUUGCCAACCCCAGCAAACCUUCGAGCCGAGUUUCCGUCACUGCAACCUCCGUUCUCCGCGUGACGUCGUUUUUGUCGGGCUUACUCGCUCGCCAGGAUCGUUUCGCAUCGCUAUAUAUUAAAUUUAAUCUAUUUUCCCCAGCUAGUCGAGCGGCCACUGCCCUUCUCCGUCGAUCGCAUCAACACGUCAAGCACCUGUUCUCCGCGUCUACACCUAACCACCCCCCACCCCCGGCUCUCUCUCCACAGAUUUGGCCUUCCGUCUUUGCCGUGGCUCGCUCCGUUUCUUUGGUGCGCGUAUAUUGCUUCGAUAUUGCGAUGCCCUCCGAGGCGGAGUCCACCCAGGGUAUGGAUCCUCAAAAGACGAACGUGUUGUGCAGCAAGGGCAAAAGCCAAGCCGUCCCUAACCCGGAUGAGCAUGUUUUCGACGAUGCAUUUGAGGCGUUUUUCAUAUGA
Molecule: messenger RNA, 474 nt
Organism: Sporothrix schenckii 1099-18
Lineage: Eukaryota; Fungi; Ascomycota; Sordariomycetes; Ophiostomatales; Ophiostomataceae
Exons: 1
Coding region: 1-474 (157 amino acids)
Source: RefSeq, a predicted model, not a curated record